This is a messenger RNA of Caenorhabditis sp. 36 PRJEB53466, 6598 nucleotides long. Lineage: Eukaryota; Metazoa; Nematoda; Chromadorea; Rhabditida; Rhabditidae. The record is from the annotation of a GenBank genome assembly.
AUGGAUCACCGGAAACCUCGACAGGAUCCGGUCAACGACGCUCGCUUCUACGAAUCACUCAUCAAACCGCCACACUUGAGAACUCCUGAUGUCAGUUCUGCAAAAAAAACCAUAAUAAUUAAAAUGAAAAAUGCACGUCAAAACUUGAAUCAUUUUCAUGAAUUUCAGGAUAUUCGAAAUGUGUACGAGCAGUUGCGGCAGCUUGACACAUUCAGCAAUUUGUACAAUGCGCCGCUGAAGGCGAUUUGUCACACGGCCCGAUAUGAACGCCAUCCGGCACAGUUUAUACUUUUCCGGUGAGUUUUUGAAUUUGAAAUAUAGAUGAAGCUGAAAAUUCUGAAACAAUGAAAAAAAAAAUUGAAAAUAGCGCGAGCAGCGACUAAAGUCGGUCUAGCAGCGCCGAGGUCCAGGCUCAUGAACUAAUAUAGUACUUGCCUUCCUCAUUUUUAAAUGGAAUAUUUUGUGUUUUCACAGCCGUAAAAGUCUGACAAUCGCGCUCUACCGCUCUUUGGGUAAAUUCAGUUUCCCUAUGGGAUUGCAGUAGAGCGACAUAGAAUUCUGCAGUUCUAAUACAUUUUUUCUAUAUAUGUCUAUAGACACACUUGUUUUCACACAUUUCGAUCUUGACCUACAUGGCGGCAAGUCAGCUUAUUCAAGUACUUGUCACCUAAUUUUUGUUAUGGUUCAGAGUGUUCCUUUACUCUUGCUUUCGAACCGAAAAAUCAUCUAAUAUCCUAUUUAUAAUUUGAAAAUUCUUGCAGAGACGGUGACAUGGCUCGUAGUUGGUACAUCCUGCUCUCCGGCUCCGUCUUCAUCGAAAAUCACAUUUACCUGCCGUACGGAUGGUGAGUAAAUAUAGUUUGUAAAAAAAACUGUGAAAAGAAACUUGCCGUCGUUGUCCACUCUUUGUCCACACACGCACACACACACAAAAACAAUGUGGUCACUUUAUGGCGAACGGGCUGAAACUGACGCCCCCUUUACUAAAAACGAUGACUCAACAUCGCAUAGUAGUUUUGCCCCCCCCCCCCCCGCUAUAAUUCCUCUCUUCCUUUUCUUCUUCUUCUUGUGCCGAAGAAAAUUCGUACUAGGUCAUAAAAAUGUGCGUGUCUCGGAGAAGAACACCGCCGGACACCCGUCGUCCAGCCGCGGUGUGUGCGUGCUCAGUUCGCGUUUCGGUUCGGAGCACAUUUGAUGAAGAGUAUUUAUAAUGUCCGCGACGAGUUAUUGCUCUUCUUUUGCACUUUCCCCAUCCCGCUUCCUCUCACCUCUGUCUAUCUCUUUUUAAUCGAAUUUGUAUGAAAUCUAGAUUGAUACCCGAUCAGGUGAUAAUAUGAUAUGACACACUUUCCAUACGAUGUUCGGAAACGAAUUCACUUUCAUUUUCAAAAUGAGUUAUGACCCGUCGAUUGGGUGUUGAAUUUGACCAAAUCCCAUUACAAAACGGGCAUAUAACUGGUUAUGCGCUCUUUUGGGUCCAUUCUCCAUUCCAUUCUCUUUUAUUUUUCCCUACUUUCCCGAAUGUUUUCAAAACGCAAAAUUGAGUCAUCUAUUUUUCUUGAAUUCUCUUAAAUCACGCAACGAUGGCUCCAUUUUGCAUUUUCCGAACUAACACAUUUUUGUAUCCUUUGCUCGCUAGCUCGCCGUCCACUCUUCUCUCCUGCCGCCCACAAAUAAAUUGAGGUUCUGAGCGAAUUGAUGGGAGAAGAAAAGAGCAAAGAAAAGAGAGACUGUUUGCACUCGAAAUCCUCUUGUUCUUCUUCGUUUCGUUGCGUUUCCCUUCGGGCCGGCCGGUCGUCCCUCGAGGCCUUGUUGUGUUCAUUCAGCGGUCAACACGCCUUUUCCCCCCUCUGUCCUUUUUUCUUCAUCGUUUUUCACCCGUUUCCGCACUUUUUCACCACUCCGAGAUUGUAUUUUAUCCUUCCGCACGGUUUCCGCGCGGACAGUUGGUAUCGGGUUACCAGCCGCGCGCAGAUUGUUUUUUGCUUCGCGGCAUUGCAUGUCCGUUGCGGAAGCGGGAACAACAACUGAGAAAUGAAUGCAAAAAACAAAAACGUUUCCUUAUUGCAGCUUUGGAAAACGAAACGGUCAGAAUCAUCGAAGAACACACAACUGCGUGCUUUUACAAGAAUCCGAAAUGAUUGUGGUAAGUCUAUGAAACGAACUCAAAAGAACGAAAGCGCUUCUAGUGUGUUGUACACGAAACGAUUAUUGGAUUUAUACUUGAAUCCCUCAUUCUCCCCACUCGGUACACACACAAGCGAACAAAUUUGAUAAAUAUCCGCCGAAUUCGAUUGACCGCCGCCGCGCCUUUUGCCACUUUAAACAUGUUGUUCUUCAAGUGUGACAAGUCAAGAUGACACGUGUCACACAAGCUUUUUCGUAAACUUCCUCCUCAAAUUGUCAUUGCAGAUUGAUUAUCCGACGGAUUCGAAUGGAAUGUCGCCGAGAACACCGCCACGUGGCAGUGAGCCGGUUCAUCAGAAAACGCCACGCAAGUCGGUAAGAAUCAUUUCUGUGGAAUCUGAAAUUGUUUCUUGGGAAAUCGCGUGAUAAGAAGCCAUAUUGCAACGGCUCGGGCGCUCGCCCCCCGUUUCAUUAGUUUUUCGCUUUUUCGCCCGUCUAAUACCCCAUUCCUCCCAUCGUUUUCUCAUUUCUGACUCAUCUCCUCUCUUUCAUUUGGUCGGGAUUACCUCAUGAAAUUGGUUUUUCUUGAAAUUCUUUCGCAACGAAUCUUCAUCUAUCGCAACAUUUGUUGAAUUUUUGAAUAAACAAGCGACAGCGCCGAAUUUAAAAGCUUCUAGAGCUGUUUUCAACGACAUUUCAAAAUUUCAGGCUCCCAACAUGUCCCUGGACUCGCUGGCAAUGCCUCCUCCGCCCGUACCACCGCGCCCACUCCGGCUCCCACCGACAGCCGCCAAAGGCCCAGCCCCUCUUCCGCCACGUGGAUUGCCACGAACCUAUCCACUCGAUUUUCCGGUCGACGUGCCCACCACGUCAUCUUCCUCAUCCACAAACACCUCCUACAAUGAUCAGCAUCGCAGUCAGGUGUACCUGAAUGGACUGUCGGCCGACGAGGACACACUUGUCAGAGUGAAACACAGACGCGAAAAGAGUAAUUCGGUGGGCACAAACGGAAUGAGCACCGCGCGGAGACUUCGCGGAAGAAGCACAGCGUCCUCGACGACGACAGAAGGAGAAACUGCGUCGAACGAGGGAGCGGAUUCGGACGAAGAGGAGGGGAGCAUGCCUUCGCAAGAAUCCAGUGGUGGCGGAUUCGUGGAUUUGCGGGAUUCUGUCAGAGAGUGCCUCGAAAAAGAGCCGUCCGAGAGGAAUUCAGAAGAUCUCGCAGUUCUUCUCGAUUUCAUGCAACACAUGUCAGCAUUCGCCGCUCUUCCGAUGUCGAUUAAACGACAAUUGUGCCUCAAAAUGGUCUUCGCAGUGGUCAACGACGCCGGCACAGUUGUGCUGGCUCACAACGAGAAGCUCGAUUCGUGGUCGGUGAUUGUGAACGGAUGCGUGGAAGUGGUGAAGCCGUCCGGCGAACGUGUCGAGUUCAAACUGGGCGAUUCUUUCGGUGCCGAGCCAACACCGUCCAUUCAAUACCAGGUGGGCGAGAUGAGGACUCUUGUGGACGAUUGCGAGUUUGUGCUCGUCGAGCAUCGCGACUUUUGCUCAAUAAUGUCGACAAUCGGAGAACACAUUGAGAAGGAUCGGGACGGACUUACUGGAGAAGUCGUGUCAGAAGUGGAAAGGAGGACGGUGGGAACGCAUUGUGGACAAGUGCUAAUCAAAGGAAAACCGGACAAGUUGAUACAACAUUUGGUGGACGAACGGGAUCACAAUGUGGAUCCUCAUUACGUCGACGACUUCCUGCUGACCUAUCGUGUUUUCAUCAGAGAUCCGACCACGAUUUUCGAAAAACUAAUGCUGUGGUUCGCAGAUUCGGUCUACAGAGAUAAAGUCGCACGACUCGUACUUUUAUGGGUCAACAAUCAUUUCAACGACUUUGAGACGAAUGAUGAGAUGUGGAACCUUCUGGAAAGAUUCGAAGGAGCUCUUGAAAGGGACGGAAUGCACUCUCAGCUCUCGCUUCUCAACAUUGCUUGUUCUGUGAAGGCGAAACCGCGGCAGGUUGUGCUCACCAGAAAGAAAGACGACAAAAUUAUGAUGCGAUUGGUUGGAGGCCAGGAUACGGGAAGCUCCGUCUUUGUCGCAGAAGUGUUUCCGGACACCUCGGCAGCCAGAGAAGGCGUCAAGAGAGCCGACGAGUUUCUGGAGAUCAAUCAGCAGUCGGCCAAGUACUUGUCAGCCAAAAAAGCGGACGAACUGCUCACCGGUUCACUUUCCCUGACCCUAAUGCUUAAGAACAACGUGCUUGGGUACAAGGAAAUAAUCGGAAAGAUUGAGCACACGAAGCCAAAGAACGGAGCGGCCCGGGCGUCUGGAGUCGUGCCGAUGGUAAUUCCAGUGCACAAAACUUCGAUUUCCGGCAAGAAAGGAUCGACUGGCAGCAACAAAUCGAGUAUGAUGGACAAAUUGAUGACGAUUCUGAAGUCGGGAAAAGAGGGCGACGCUGGAGCGGAUUUCACCGACGAAGCCAGAAUAUCGUCGGCCGAGUUGCGACCGAGCAGAUCGAAUCCCGACAUCACAAGCAUCUCGCAGUAUUACGGACCAGUGAGAAGCGAGUGUCCGGAGCACGUGCUCAAGAUUUAUCGCAACGAUCAGACGUUCAAAUACCUGCCCGUCUACAAGGAGACAUCCGCCCAGAACGUGGUUCAACUCGCCCUCCAGGAGUUCAAUAUGACGGCCGAGGGCAGUCCCGAAUGGUCACUUUGCGAGUGUACUGUAACUAUGGACGGAGUCAUCAAGCAGAGAAGAUUGCCGCCGCAAAUGGAGAAUCUCGCGGAGAGAAUCGCUCUCAACUCGAGGUAAGACUUCUGAGAGUUUUUUUCUCUCUUCAUCCUAAAAAUUUCAACCAAUUUUCAGGUACUAUCUGAAGAACAACAGUAGGUCAGAGCCCCUGGUACCGGAUGAGUUGGCUCCGGAGUUGCUCAAAGAGUCGCAGACGCAAUUGCUCAGUCUGAAUGCUCAAGUGGUGGCCGCGCAGCUCACUCUCCAAGACUUUUCGGUUUUCUCGGCCAUCGAACCGACCGAAUUCAUUGACAAUCUGUUCAAACUGGAUUCCAAGUACGGUUCUCCGAAACUCGAAGAGUUUGAGAUGCUCUUCAACCGCGAAAUGUGGUGGGUGGCCACCGAGAUUUGUACGGAACGGCAUGUGCAAAAGCGGGCGAAACUCAUCAAAAAGUUUAUAAAAGUGGCGAGAUAUUGUCGCGAUUUGAGAAAUUUCAACUCAAUGUUCGCCAUAAUGAGUGGGCUGGACAAACCGGCGGUCAGGCGAUUGCACUCGAGUUGGGAAAGGGUAUCCAGGUGCGGUUUUUUGAAAGCAGAACAAUGCAAUCUUUGUUUUUUUUUCAGCAAAUACAUUCGGAUGCUCGACGAGAUCCAUCAACUGGUCGACCCCUCCCGAAACAUGUCCAAAUACCGUCAACAUUUGGCCGAAGUGGCUCAGGAGCCGCCCGUCGUGCCCAUCUACCCGGUCAUCAAGAAAGAUCUCACAUUCGCCCACGACGGAAAUGCGACGUACGUCGAGAAGCUCGUCAACUUCGAAAAGCUCCGGCUCAUCGCCAAAUCGAUUCGAGGAGUCAUGAAAUUGAGCAGUGCUCCGUACGAAAUUGCCAGCAUGGCCGAACGGAGCGGCGGAAUUGUGAUCGACGCGCUGCUCCACAUGAACACGUUCGAGAACUCCAACGUGGCGACGAUGCGGAAAGGAAUGGGCGGAAAACAGAAUCAGCCGCGGAAGAAGGUGUACGAGCAGGCGCUGAUGGUGCGGAAAGUGAAGGCGUAUCUGGAGGGAUUGCAUGUGGUCGACAACGAGAUGGAGCUGGACGCCAUGAGCUACGACAUUGAGCCACAGGUUCCAAGUAAGAUUUCACCUUUCUCGAAGCCUUUUCUUUAUUGCGCUCCCGUUUGCAGCCGCCCGUGGUCCGUCCGCCUCCUCCUCAGCCAACAUCCGUCGUGUCCCAUCGCCAACGCCCUCCUCCUUGUCCUCCCAGUCCACCGGCUCCGCAGAUCAAUCCUCGCGUCAUCGGCUUCUGCUCAACGGAAACGGUUCCAUCGGAGGCGGCGCGAAAUUCGGUGUCGAAUCUCCGCAGGCAGUGCAGAAAAUGUUGGCGUUAGUGCAGAAUUCAAAAGUUAAAGGUUCGUUUGGUUCGACGCCUUCAGAGAGCACCGCUUCUUUCCGUUUCUCUCCGUUGUAUUGUACUCUAUCCCUAUCUGUGACCUCUUUUCCAGGCGCCCCUCCUCCCAUCACUUCCCCCUCGGCAUCGGCCCGAUCUUCACUUCAACGGAACAUGCCACGUGUGACCGGACGUCAAUCGGCCACGAAUUCUCAAGGUCCCGUGCAACUGAACGAGGAGACGUCGACAGUGACGACGUACUAUCAGUCAGGUAUCCAUUCCCUACCGUAUCCAAUCUUUUCACCGUUGUCGUGUACAGUGUACAGAGUGUAGUGCCCUUUCCAGAUGUUCUCAUCUAA